Molecule: messenger RNA, 1386 nt
Organism: Aspergillus glaucus CBS 516.65
Lineage: Eukaryota; Fungi; Ascomycota; Eurotiomycetes; Eurotiales; Aspergillaceae
Exons: 2
Coding region: 251-1246 (331 amino acids)
Source: RefSeq, a predicted model, not a curated record
GCGCUUGGUUGCUUGGUAGCUCUCUCGUUGCUUAGGAGUGGCCGGUGUCGACUUGUCGAAUCUCUGUUUGCUGCGCCGUCGCUUGUCGUUGCCAUUGUUUUUGGAUUGAAGUUGGGAUCGAGGCGGCACUCAUUUCCUUUUUGGCUUUUGGGUCCCUGUUUUUUGGGGCUGGGAAAAAGCUCGAGGGCAUCUCGAGUCAAGCGCAAAGUCCAGUCGACUCCAUCGUAUCGUGAAAACGAGACCAAGCAACAUGCCAGGGAGCCAAAGCCUCCGUUUCCCCUUCCAAGACGACAACCUCAGCGAAGAUGACCUAUUCGUCCCCUUCUCAUCAAUGAGACUCGACCCACCCUUAGAAGACGACCCCAGCAUCAGCUUCGCGCUCGCCGACAUAGACGUGAGCGAUGACGAGGGCGAACCAAUUCCCUUGAGUCCCAACCAUCGUUCGGUUCCUGGUAUAUUCACAGGGAUCUUUUCCAGACCCCAAUCAGCCCGAGACACUACUUAUCAGCAGACGAGAGACUCCCUCACAGCUAUAGUGAACAGACUCAUGCAACUCGAGCGCCUCGUUGGUCAGCAUAGAUCUGCUCCGGUACCAAUCGCGAUCCAUACCCAACCAGCGUUGUUCGAUGAGCCGCCGUACCCUAACCAGCCGGCGAACUGGGAGACGCACCACGAGUACUUUCUUUGGUCGUGUCGAGGUACCGUCUCUACCAUCACGGACCAUCUUCAGGCGGUUUUUCAAUUCUUGCCGCCGUUGGAGCGGUCGUUCGUCAGGGCCAAACUGAAUGACCACAACGCUUUGAGGCAGUUUGAAUUCCUGCAAGAGUACCUCCCGGGCGAGUCCCACUCGAUGCAGCGUGCAGAGGCUCGUAUUAUCUUGUGGGAGACAGGUAUAUCGGACCCAGAUGCUCUAGAGGGCAGACAGCGCAUGGAGAUACCCCAAUUCAGUCCCACAGACCAUCGAUACGAGAGACCUAAAAUGCCACAUGGCCAACCUCCUUUCACCGACUGGGUGCACAUUCAUGAUAGUUAUCUCUUGCUGUUUUUGGGCCAUCACCCUCACGUCUUUUUGCGACAGUGUCAUUGGAUGUUCGAUUGCCAGCCGACGGACCAUUUUGUUUCUAUUAGAAUGGCUCAGCUUCCGUUUUUGGGUAUUUCCGCAGAGGAUAUUAGCGAAGCAUUGGUGACUUUAAAGCGGUUUGGUUCGCCAGCAGCGGCCGUUGAAGAAGGUGUUUUGGUGAUUUGAAUCAGCCAACUGAUGCUUUUGAAGGCAUGGAGCAUUGGUUAUUUAGGGUGUCGGACUGCGCGGUAGAAGCUAUCAUGAGUUUUGCUACGUAUAAUUCCGGUUAAUGGUUGAUACCGAAUGUAUUUCCCAGAUAAUUAAAA